AUGCCGAGAAGACAGCAGCAUCCCAAAACGUGUGACACGGACACCACGCCAACGGAGCAGCCACAGACUCAUGACUGGAGGUCAACUGCUGACGCCGCUGCGAAUAUACCCAACAGUCUGUACGUCUCCAGAGCAGGAGUGUACGAUCCUCCAGACGACAGCAAGAAGAAAAAGUGGUUCAACCGAUGUCGUAAGCUAUGGCAAGUUUCCAACCCCGUGCUCGUUGUGGUUAUGGCAGUGCUACUGCUGUACUUUGCAGGUAAAUACACCGAGGAGAUGGGGAAGCUUCAGGCGCGCGUUCAGGAGCUAGAGCAAGACAACAAGAGAAUAACCACGUCAGCUGCCUGGUCACCUGGGCCUCCUGGACCAAUUGGGCCACCUGGACCCUCAGGAGAAAAGGGAGCCGUGGGAGCAGCUGGCCCUACGGGAAAUAAAGGAGCCGUGGGACCAGCUGGCCCUAAGGGAAAGAGAGGAGCCGUACGCGUGGGACCAGCUGGCCCUAUGGGAGAGAAGGGAGCCGUGGGACCAGCUGGCCCUACGGGAAAUAAAGGAGCCGUGGGACCAACUGGCCCUACGGGAAAGAGAGGAGCCGUGGGACCAGCUGGCCCUAAGGGAAGGAGGGGAGCCGUGGGACCAGCUGGCCCUACGGGAAAGAGGGGAGCCGUGGGGCCAGCUGGCCCUACAGGAAGAAAGGGAGCCAUGGGACCAGCUGGUCCUACGGGAAGAAAGGGAGCCAUGGGGCCAGUCGGCCCUAGAGGACGAAAGGGAGCCGUGGGGCCAGCUGGUCCUACGGGAGAGAAAGGAGCCAUGGGGCCAGCUGGUCCUACGGGAGAAAAGGGGCCCAUAAGGCCAGUUGCUGUGAGGGUGGGUGGGUCGCCAGGAGCAUUCGGCCCACCAGGGAUGUCACCAGGGAUGCCACGUCGCCCUGAACGUGGAUCUCCUUGCCCCGAAGACGGUUACAAGGUGUACCGUGGAACCUGCUACAAGGCUUUCAACACCCGGAAGACAUUCAGCGAUGCAGGCGCGACCUGUCGUCAAAAUGGCGGCACCCUCGCCAUGCCCAAAGACCGUGACACCACGCCAACGGAGCAGCCACAGACUCAUGACUGGAGGUCAACUGCGGACGCCGCUGCGAAUAUACCCAACAGUCUGUACGUCUCCAGAGCAGGAGUGUGCGAUCCGCCAGACGACAGCAAGAAGAAAAAGUGGUUCAACCGAUGUCGUAAGCUAUGGCAAGUUUCCAACCCCGUGCUCGUUGUGGUAAUGGCAGUGCUACUGCUGUACUUUGCAGGUAAAUACACCGAGGAGAUGGGGAUGCUUCAGGCGCGCGUUCAGGAGCUAGAGCGAGACAACGAGAGGAUAACCACAGAGGAGCCGUGGGGCCAGCUGGCCUACGGGAAGAAUGGAGCCGUGGCACCAGCUGGCCUACGGGAAAGAGAGGAGCCGUGGGACCAGCUGGCCCUACGGGAGAAAGGAGCCGUGGGACCAGCUGGCCCCAAGGGAAAGAGAGGAGCCGUGGGACCAGCUGGCCCUAAAGGAGGAAAGGGAGCCAUGGGGCCACCUGGCCCUACGGGAGAAAAGGGGCCCAUAAGGCCAGUUGAUGUGAGGGUAGAUCAUGUGCUGGGAAAGAAGUAG
Molecule: messenger RNA, 1635 nt
Organism: Branchiostoma belcheri (Belcher's lancelet)
Lineage: Eukaryota; Metazoa; Chordata; Leptocardii; Amphioxiformes; Branchiostomatidae
Product: collagen alpha-2(I) chain-like
Exons: 12
Coding region: 1-1635 (544 amino acids)
Source: RefSeq, a predicted model, not a curated record